Clarias gariepinus (North African catfish) is the source of this 2756-nucleotide messenger RNA. It is a transcript of the gene pomt1, whose product is annotated as protein-O-mannosyltransferase 1. Bases 274 to 2448 code for a protein of 724 amino acids. The record is from RefSeq and is a predicted model, not a curated record. Gene Ontology annotation, molecular function: dolichyl-phosphate-mannose-protein mannosyltransferase activity. Gene Ontology annotation, biological process: protein O-linked glycosylation via mannose. Gene Ontology annotation, cellular component: membrane; endoplasmic reticulum. NCBI's taxonomy places the organism in Eukaryota, Metazoa, Chordata, Actinopteri, Siluriformes, Clariidae. The transcript has 20 exons.
UAUUUAUUUACUUAUUCCUUUAACCAGCGGGUACACGUUCUGUUAGAGGAUUUCUUUAAACCUAUAUUGAUUUUGCGUGUUUAUUUUCGCGCUUAAAGUUGAAUUCCCAGGACCUGUGCGGUUGAGGUAACAGUCCGCGGAGCUGAACGCGUCUCUAGGAAACUCGUCUGGACGAUAGAGGGACAGAGGGGACGUGCAGAGACACCUGGGGUGAAUGUACAGGUCACUAAUGAAAGGCUGAAGCAGACAACACUGUUUGAAUAACAGCAGGCAAUGUUUAGCACCAUGCACGGUGUUAAACUACCAAUAACGGUGAAAGUGGACAUCAAUGUGCUCCUGGCUGCAGUCACAGUCUCUGGACUCCUGACCAGACUGUACGGGAUCCAGUCUCCCAGAGCUGUCGUCUUUGAUGAGGUUUACUAUGGACAGUUUGUGUCUCUGUACAUGAAAAGGGUGUUUUUUAUUGAUGAGAGUGGACCACCUCUUGGACACAUGAUCCUGGCACUAGGAGGUUUUCUCGGGGGAUUUGAUGGCAAUUUUAUCUGGAACAGAAUUGGAGCAGCAUACACCAGUAAUGUUCCGAUAUGGACCCUGCGUGUGAUCCCUGCUUUGGCUGGGGCAUUUUCCGUUCCCCUCGCCUACCUCCUGAUGGUGGAGCUGGGAUAUUCUCAUUUCUCUGCACUCGGAGCUUCGUUGCUACUCAUUCUGGAGAACUCCCUGAUUGUGCAGUCUCGCUUCAUGCUCCUGGAGGCAGUGCUGAUCUUUUUCCUGCUGCUUGCUGUUGUGUCUUACCUGCGUUUCCACAAUUCGCCAAACAGUUUAAGCAGGUGGUUAUGGCUCGUUGUCUCUGGAGCCAGCUGUACAUUUGCAGUGGGAGUGAAGUACAUGGGUCUUUUUACCUACUUCCUGCUACUCAGUCUGGCAGCGUUUCACGCCUGGCGUGUCAUUGGAGAUAAAACCUUAAGCAAUGGGAGAGUGUUGCUGCAUGUGGUGGCUCGCUUCCUGUCCCUAGUGGUGCUCCCAGUCUUCCUGUAUUUGGGAUUUUUCUACAUACAUCUGUCUUUACUCUACCGCAGCGGGCCACAUGACCAGCUGAUGAGCAGCGCUUUUCAGGCCAGUCUAGAGGGUGGCCUGGCCAGAAUUACACAGGGUCAGCCUCUGGAGGUGGCGUUCGGUUCCCAAGUCACUCUCCGUAGUGGUUCCAGCAAACCUGUUCCAUGCUGGCUUCAUUCUCACAAGGCCAACUAUCCAAUCAGAUAUGAAAACGGGCGCGGCAGCUCGCACCAGCAGCAGGUGACAUGCUACCCUUUCAAAGAUAUCAACAACUGGUGGAUUAUCAAAGAUCCAAGAAAACAGAGCCUUGUGGUAAGCAGUCCACCCAGACCCGUCAGACAUGGCGAUAUUGUACAGCUGCUGCAUGGCAUGACCUCACGUUUUCUCAACACGCAUGAUGUUGCAGCUCCCAUGAGCCCUCACUCCCAGGAAGUGUCUGGCUACAUCGAUUUCAAUGUGUCCAUGCCAGCUCAGAACCUCUGGAGAGUGGACAUUACAAACCGUGAGUCUGACCGAGACGUGUGGAAGACUAUUCUGUCAGAAGUGCAGCUGAUCCACGUCAACACCUCAGCAGUGCUAAAGCUGAGUGGAGUGUCUCUUCCAGAGUGGGGGUUUCACCAGCUCGAGGUGGUGGGUGAUAAGCUCUAUAAAGGCUACCAGCAGAGUGGUGUGUGGAAUGUUGAAGAACAUCGCUAUGGUAGAAGUCAGGAACAGCGGGAGAGAGAGCUUGAACUCAAGUCCCCAACUCAUGUCGACUUCAGCAGAAACCUCACAUUUAUGGCCAAGUUUAUUGAACUGCAGUGGAAGAUGCUGACUGUAAGAAAUGAAGAGUCAGAACACAAAUACAGCUCCUUACCCCUGGAAUGGAUUACCAUGGAUACCAAUAUUGCAUACUGGCUUCAUCCAUCAAGUAACGCCCAAAUCCACUUGAUGGGAAACAUCGUCACCUGGACCUUUGCAAACCUCGCACUUAUUGUUUACAUGGUCCUGUUUUUCACUUAUCUCCUGAGACGCCGGAGGAAAAUAGAGGAUAUCCCUAAAGAUUCUUGGGAGCAGCUGGUGCUGGCGGGUGUUGUGUGCUCUGGAGGAUGGGCUGUUAAUUACCUGCCCUUCUUCCUGAUGGAGAAGACCCUGUUUCUAUACCACUAUCUUCCAGCUGUCACUUUCCAAAUUCUGCAGAUCCCUGUUGUUGUGGAGCAUCUGUACACUCACACACUGAGAUCUCCCGCGUACAAGAAGGCGUUUGGUGGAGUGAUCCUGGCAGCUUUGUGCUCGGUGUACAUUUGUUAUCGCACCUUCAGCCCUCUCACGUAUGGCCAGUCUGAGCUCUCCUCAGAGCAGCUGGACGCACUGCGAUGGAGAGACACCUGGGAUAUACUGGUCCAUAAGCGCUGAUCUCUGCAGCGCUCCUCACUGUGAACACUAAUGUUUUCCUAGUAACACAAAACUGAAAUAAGGAGGAAAUUCAGAUCUAUAUAAAUGAAAGAUGUGGAGUCAAAUCAUGAUUUUAUUAGAAUGUGCUUAAGAUGCUUUAUAAGAAGGUACUUAGUUGAACAUGUAGUUCUUUUAUAAUAAUGCAAGAACACUAUCCAUGAUCCUGUUAACUAAUGUGCCUAAAAUAUGGUAGGGUUAUAUUUUUAAUAGCUGCUGAAUCGGAACGUAGUUUUUUCUAUUACGUAAGUAUUAAAUAUUUUUUAUAUAAA